Molecule: messenger RNA, 788 nt
Organism: Boleophthalmus pectinirostris (great blue-spotted mudskipper)
Lineage: Eukaryota; Metazoa; Chordata; Actinopteri; Gobiiformes; Gobiidae
Product: interferon a3-like
Exons: 5
Coding region: 214-765 (183 amino acids)
Biological process (GO): defense response; response to exogenous dsRNA
Cellular component (GO): extracellular region
Molecular function (GO): cytokine receptor binding
Source: RefSeq, a predicted model, not a curated record
AGUUUUCAUCAGAAGUCCAAUGUGAAAUGCUGAGGUUUUGGACGCAUGAGAAAAGUGGCUUCAGUCAUUCACUUCGGACCCGCAGGUGAUCGGAAACUGAAAAUGAUCCUCUCCAUAAAUUGGACCAUGGCUCGUUCAGUCACAGUCACAGCAAACCUUCACUUUAUGAACAAUACAAGAGUGAACAAUUAGCAGAACAACUUUAUCAGCACAAUGAUGAUGUUCAGGAUGAUACUCCUCUGCGCUUUGGUUGGGGCUGGCUCCGCGCUGAGCUGCAGGUGGAUUGAGCACAACUAUGGAGACUACAGAGACAACUCUCUGGUUCUUCUCAGCGCAGUGGGGAACAACUCCAUCAGUUCUUUCAACUCCACUGAAGACGCGGAUCUUCAGGAUACCGUAGCCUUCCCAAAUGAACUCUAUAAUCAUGCAUCUAACGCAAUUACCGAGGAGAGACUCAGAUUCAUGGCUCAGCUUCUGGAUGAGAUUGUGUCCCUGUUUGAGGAGGACCAGAGCGCUGCGUCCUGGCACGAGAGCGCCGUGGAUGACUUUCUCAACGUCAUUACGCAGCAAGCAGAUGGACUCCGAUCAUGCGUGACAAACCAGAGCUCUAAAAGAAAGAACAAGAAGCUGAGCUUGUAUUUCAAGAGACUGUCAACUCUGCUCGAGCAAAUGGGCCAUAAUGCAGAAGCCUGGGAAUGGAUCCGCAGAGAAGUCAAACUGCAUCUCCAGAGAGCAGACCUCUUGAUCCCCGCCAAAACCAACUGAAGACACUUAUGCUUUAUUUAUUG